Molecule: messenger RNA, 3865 nt
Organism: Girardinichthys multiradiatus
Lineage: Eukaryota; Metazoa; Chordata; Actinopteri; Cyprinodontiformes; Goodeidae
Gene: ptprea
Product: protein tyrosine phosphatase receptor type Ea
Exons: 22
Coding region: 404-2503 (699 amino acids)
Biological process (GO): protein dephosphorylation
Molecular function (GO): protein tyrosine phosphatase activity
Source: RefSeq, a predicted model, not a curated record
CCCUAUCCUGGCCGCCUCUGGCAGGGAUCUUCUGUUGUGUUGGAGUAAACCUCUAUCUCCACCUUCUCCACUGACAGGCGGCAACAGUGAACCUCUGCUUCGCCUCUUUCCAGACAAUCUGCGCUCAGGAAUUAACAUCCAAAGCCAUAAAGGAGGCGAGCAUCUCUUAAAGGCAUCCAGUGCUGUUCUUGGAGAACCCGUGCUGACUCAUACCAGAUUAACCGACUGAGACCCACUACUGGAUACAGGGGUCAUCACUCUUAAACCUCCAGCUUCUGGAUAUCUUCGCGCUGAAGAAAAAGAGAGCAAGAAAAAGAGAUCCCUGGAUUGGAUAAGAACCAUGGGAACAGCUACUAUGGAUCUGAGAGUUAGCAUACUCUGAAUCAACUCUCAUUCAGGCACAAUGGUCCCCCUUCUGUUUUCGGUGGCAACCACAACAAUAUCUAAUAUCAAUAGCACUACCAAUGACACCAGCUCGAAAGGAGGAGAUGCAUCUCCCAGCCACCAGAUCCUUUCCAUUGUGCUGGUUGUGUCGUUGCUGAUCCUCAUCUUCACCCUGUUGGCCUGGUAUAUCCUCAGGUUAAAAAACCAAAAAAAAACAGUCGUCACAACAGUUGACAAGAAAAUACCGAAUGGCAUCCUGGAAGAACAAGAACUUGGAUACAGUUCUGAGUCGUUGUACACCGUUGUACCUCCAGAGCAACAGACGGUGGUCCUUCUGCCCAAAUCCCCCUCAGCCUCUAAGACCUACCUACCCAUCCCAGUGGACCAACUGGAGGAGGAAUACCGGCUCCGCUCAGCUGAUGAUGGCAAGCUCUUUAGGGAGGAGUAUAAUUCCUUGCCAGGGGGUAAUGCACAGGGGACGUAUGAAGAGGCCAACAAGGAUGAGAACAAGGAGAAGAACAGAUACCCCAACAUCCUUCCCUAUGAUCAUUCCCGAGCGGUGCUGACUCAGUUGGAUGGAAAUGCAUGUUCGGACUACAUUAAUGCAUCUUACGUUGACGGUUACACGGAAAAGAACAAAUUCAUAGCUGCACAAGGCCCAAAAGAAGAGACGGUUGCUGAUUUUUGGAGGAUGAUAUGGGAGCAGAAAGUAGCAACAAUAGUCAUGCUGACAAAUCUAAAAGAAAGAAAAGAGGAUAAGUGUUACCAGUACUGGCCAGACCAGGGCUGCUGGACUUAUGGGAAUGCAAGGGUGGCAGUCGAGGACUGCACAGUCCUAGUGGACUACACAAUACGCAAGUUCUGUGUGCAACAUCAAGCCAGUGAUGCUGCUAAGACUCCCCGUCUGGUCACACAGCUUCACUUCACCAGCUGGCCUGACUUUGGAGUUCCUUUCUCCCCCAUUGGCAUGCUCAAGUUCCUGAAAAAGGUCAAGACCGUGAAUCCACCCUGUUCUGGGCCUAUUGUGGUCCACUGCAGCGCUGGUGUUGGGAGGACGGGAACCUUCAUUGUAAUCGACGCCAUGAUUGACAUGAUGCACUCAGAGCAGAUGGUUGACGUGUAUGGGUUUGUCUCUAAGAUACGAGAGCAGCGCUCCCAGCUCAUUCAGACAGAUAUGCAGUACUCAUUUGUCUACCAGGCCUUGCUUGAAUACUACCUCUAUGGAGACACAGAGCUGGACGUGUCAUCUCUGGAAGGACAUCUACACAAACUGCACAACACAUUUGCAGACGGUGACCGGGUGGGCCUGGAGGAAGAGUUUAAGAAACUGACCAACAUGCGGAUAAUGAAGGAGAACAUGAGAACUGGGAACCUUCCUGCAAACAUGAAGAAGAACAGAGUUCUACAAAUAAUUCCAUAUGAUUUUAACAGAGUCAUUCUCUCCAUGAGAAGAGGUCAGGAGUUCACAGAUUACAUCAACGCAACGUUUAUAGAUGGAUACAGACAGAAGGACUAUUUCAUUGCCACACAGGGCCCUCUCCUUCAUACAGUGGCGGAUUUCUGGAGAAUGGUGUGGGAAUGGAAAUGUCACUCCAUUGUAAUGCUUACUGAGCUCCAGGAGAGGGAGCAGGACAAAUGUUGCCAGUACUGGCCAACAGAGGACUCCGCUACCUAUGGAGACUACGUUGUAGAGCUGAAGGCAGACACUUUGUGUGAAACCUUCAGUCUACGAGACUUGGUACUCACCUUUGUUCCAGAGAAGCAGACAAGGACGAUCAGGCACUUCCACUUCCACGGCUGGCCAGAGAUUGGCAUCCCGGCAGAGGGCAAAGGCAUGAUCGACAUCAUCGCCUCAGUGCAGAGACAGCAGCAGCAGUCUGGGAACCAUCCCAUAGUCGUUCACUGCAGUGCUGGUGCAGGGCGAACAGGUACGUUCAUUGCACUGAGCAAUAUCUUGGAACGAGUCAAAGCAGAAGGCCUGCUGGACGUGUUCCAAACUGUGAAGAGUUUACGCAUGCAGAGGCCUCAUAUGGUCCAAACAGUUGAACAGUAUGACUUCUGCUACAGGGUGGUACAAGACUUUGUUGACAUUUUCUCAGACUAUGCCAAUUUUAAAUGAAAUUUGCCUUAAACAUGGUUUUUAAAUGUUUUUUAAAGCCAAUUUUGCAGUUUUCAGUUUCCUUAACCUUGUAAAAUAAUCUUCUAUUUUGCUAUGCACUUGUCCUACCAUUAACCCAAGAUGUUGUUCUGCUGUGAUAUAUGGUAUGUCAGAGGGUGGAAAUUUUAAAUGGAAAAAGUUAGAUUAAUAUUGUACAUUUUACAACAUGUAUGAUGGUUAAGUUGUCAUCAAGUGUCGCUACAAAGUUGGUCUCUGGUUUCAGUUUUGUUGUAUAGUGUUGUUUUAUAACAUUGUAAAAUGUCUGAGUUUUAUUUUGAACUGAUGAUUGUUUAAAAAAAUGUAGUUAUUGUAAAUGUAUUUAUGUAUUGACAUUCUUUCCAUGUGUUAAUGUUUAUUAUUUUUGUUAAUUAUAAAUUUAUCGCUAACAUCUGAGAUUAGAGGAAUGUUUUUCCUUGUCUUUAAGAUACAAGGCUGUCAGACUUGUUUGUAACGCCAGAGAACAAAAGUCUGAGGUGGUGAUACUGACCCUGGCUUUAAAAAAUUAAUUCAGCUAGCCAGCCCAGACAGACACAACAUGCGCUUAACUUGGAUAAAAUGUGCUAACAACCUGCCUUUUAUCUGUAUACAGCAAAAAGUACUUUGCUAAGAACCACUGCACAUUAAAAAAAGCACAUAUCAGAAAUAUUUGCCAAGAACCUGUAACAAAAAACAUGUUUUUUUAAUAUUUAAGAUUAAAUUAUUGCUCAUUAUAGCCAUAAUUAAGUCACGAUACCUUUAAGUUAAUUUAUGUAUGGUGAUAAUUACAGUAAAGUACAAUUUUGUGUUGCACAGUCAAAACACAAAAAAAUCAACAUGCUAGCCCUGAGUCUGAAAGAGUUGCAGAAACAGUCCUUCAGUUUCUUUUCCAAACUGGUUUACAGAAUAAAGAAUGUGAAUGGUUCAAAUGGGAAAGAGAAAGGACAGGAUGUGAAAUUUAAAUAGAUUUUAGAAAAGAAUCUGAUCCGUCUGGUACUCAAACAACUAACAGUUUUAUUUUUGCUACAUGUAAAUGCAACGUGACAAAGUGCUACCAUAGUGACCAAUGGCUACGGAGCAAGGCACUGUAAAGAGAUUGGUCCCGUUUUGUGUGUUACACGUAUCUGGCUUUGAGAGAUUUGAGAUGAUGAAACAGACUGAACAGAACAAUGUUGUCUGUGUUGCCAGGGCUUGAUUUUUUGUUGUAGAUGUCCAUUUGAGAACAGAUAAAAGGGCUUGUUUAAACGCCAGCCCUUUGCCUUCGCUCGCUCUCUCUCUUUGGGUGGUCUAUCAUAUUUUUCAGUGUCUUUAAAAUGCAAGUUGCAAUAUUAAAUUCAUCUAAAAUUG